This is a messenger RNA of Arabis nemorensis, 441 nucleotides long. The record is from the annotation of a GenBank genome assembly. Lineage: Eukaryota; Viridiplantae; Streptophyta; Magnoliopsida; Brassicales; Brassicaceae.
AUGGAACCUUUCUCUGUUUCGAAUGAGAAGAGAUUGGUACGAGCUUAUGAGAUUUAUCCGAAGACUUUGUUUUUCAAUCAUGAUUGGCUUCCUAAUGCUUGUAGAUUUGAUUACGUUGACGCUGCUUCAGACGGUAAUACCGAUAUCGUGAUUAAGAUGAUACAUGUUCCUGAAGGUAGAGAAGUGUGUUUGAGUUACUUCCCUGUGAACAUGAGCUAUUCGAGUAGGCAAAAGAGAUUGCUUGAGGAUUAUGGUUUCAAGGUGAAUGUGAUCGGUGUAAAGUGGAAUCUAGUUGGUCGGAAGGGGAGGAUGAUGAGAACGAGGUGUGAGAAGGAGAAUUGUUUUGGCACUCUUGCUCCGCUUCCACCGAAGACUCAUGAUGCUUCGAGGUUCUUGAAUGUAAUGUUUGUGGAAGCCUUAAGGAGGAUGAAGUUGGCGUAA